Molecule: messenger RNA, 569 nt
Organism: Arabidopsis arenosa
Lineage: Eukaryota; Viridiplantae; Streptophyta; Magnoliopsida; Brassicales; Brassicaceae
Source: the annotation of a GenBank genome assembly
UUUACAGAGACAGUUUGCAAUGUCUAAUAGAACCAAAUCUUGCAGAGAUGAUGAUGGUUCAGGCAGCACAGGCUUAUUUGUUGGAGGGUUUAUUUUGGGUGGACUUAUAGUCGGUGCCCUCGGAUGUGUAUAUGCACCACAGAUCAGCAAGGCUAUAGCUGGAGCAGACCGAAAGGAUCUCAUGAGGAAAUUGCCGAAAUUCAUCUAUGACGAGGAAAAAGCUUUGGAGAAAACACGUAAGGUACUAGCUGAGAAAAUUGCUCAGCUCAACUCUGCUAUCGACGAUGUGUCAUCUCAGCUAAAAUCAGAAGAUACUCCGAAUGGUGCAGCUCUAAGCACCGAUGAAGUCGAGGCUACUGCCUGAUAUCAUCUGUUUAGGAUUUGAAUCGAAUCACGGGAGAUUACUUAUUAUGAUCCCAAUAAUUGUUUUCCUUUCUGUGUAAUGUUGUACAACUUUUCGUCUCUCUUUAAACGACUGCCUUCUUCCUUGUUCCUCUUGAAAUCGUCGUGUUGAAGGAUAUCAUAGCCAAAUCUGAGUUUAAGGAGACUAUUAAAUUUCCUGAUUCUGA